This is a messenger RNA of Saccostrea echinata, 610 nucleotides long. RefSeq lists its product as uncharacterized. The record is from RefSeq and is a predicted model, not a curated record. NCBI's taxonomy places the organism in Eukaryota, Metazoa, Mollusca, Bivalvia, Ostreida, Ostreidae. Bases 21 to 491 code for a protein of 156 amino acids. The transcript has 3 exons.
UAUAUUGACUAAUCUCCAAAAUGGCGUCUCUGAUGGAUUCUAGAAAGAAGAUUGGUCUGGUGGGUUCUUUCGUCACCAUGAGUUUCGGAUUGACAGGAGUAAUCGGGAUGGCGGUGGACAAUGACAUAUCUGUUGCAGGAUUAUUUACAAAUGAGUCUUGUGCUCUCCAGUCUUCCUUUGGGUUGAUAGCCUGUGGUGCCAUUGUAGAAACGUUUCUUUUCUUCAUUCUGGCAAUGAAGAAAUGCUGUGGGCAAAAGAAGGCAGAUUGGUUCCAUAUAUCUGUUGUAGGCCAUUUUAUGGGAACCUUGGGAUUUCUGAUGGGAACAGUAGUGUAUGGCGCCUUAGUGACGUCACGGAUCUAUUGGUACUUCUGGUUCUGCGUCUUUGCUUGCAUCAUUUCCGCUGGCCUACUGAUGUUCUGGAUCGCGACACAGAUGUUCAGACGCUACUUAAAAGUCGCCUACCCAGACGACAUCAUGGUCAAUGAAUAGAAUGUUUAGAUAUAUAAUAUAUAUUUUCAACUUGGAACAUUAUUUUAUUAAUGUUUUGAUUGUGCUCUUAUCUUUUCUGUCAGAAUACAGCCAUAAUAAAAUCAAUACUAUAUUUACGU